GGCGGCAGCGGGGCUGGGCUGGGUCGCGUCGCGUUUGGAGGGCCGGGGCCAUGGCUUCCUGGGCCGCUCUUUCGCCCAGCAUCGUGGAGUAUUUCGAGGGCGAGGACUCCUACCGCUGCGGCUAUUGCAAGAAUGAGUCGGGCAGUCGCUCCAAUGGCAUGUGGGCGCAUUCUAUGACUGUACAGGAUUAUCAGGAUCUUAUAGAUCGAGGAUGGCGAAGAAGUGGGAAAUAUGUGUACAAGCCUGUCAUGAAUCAAACAUGUUGUCCUCAGUACACGAUAAGGUGCCGACCUUUACAGUUUCAGCCAUCAAAAUCUCACAAGAAGGUUUUGAAAAAAAUGUUGAAAUUUCUGGCUAAAGGGGAAAUUUCCAAAGGAAAUUGUGAGGAUGAGCCCAUGGAGCCCACCAUGGACGAGAGCGUUGCAGGUGACUUUGCAUUAAUAAAUAAAUUGGAUAUACAGUGUGACCUUAAAACACUCAGUGAUGACCUCAAAGAGACCUUUGAGAGUGGGGAGAAGAAGAAAGGAAAAAGCCCAAAGAAAGAAGAACCUAAGGAAUUAAUUCAAUCCCAACAUAUGGAGGAGAAGUUGGGCUCUGGGGAGCCAUCCCAUCCAGUUAAAGUGCACAUGGCUCCUAAGCCAGGCAAAGGGGCAGAUUUGAGUAAGCCUCCAUGUCGGAAAGCAAAGGAAAUCCGAAAAGAAAGGAAAAGGUUAAAACUCAUGCAGCAGAACCCAGCUGGAGAACUUGAGGGUUUCCAGGCUCAAGGUGAACCACCAUCUUUAUUCCCACCAAAGGCUAAUAAAUCCAACCAGCCCAAAUCACUUGAAGAUUUAAUUUUUGAAUCUUUACCAGAGAAUGCAUCACACAAGUUAGAGGUGAGGUUAGUACCUGUCUCCUUUGAGGACCCAGAGUUCAAGUCGUCCUUCAGCCAGUCAUUUUCUUUAUAUGUCAAGUAUCAAAUGGCCAUACACCAGGAUCCGCCUGAUGAAUGUGGGAAGACGGAGUUUACAAGGUUCCUUUGCAGCUCCCCUCUGGAGGCUGAGAACCCCCCUCAUGGACCGGAUUGUGGUUAUGGCUCUUUUCACCAGCAGUACUGGCUUGAUGGAAGAAUCAUUGCUGUGGGAGUGAUCGACAUCCUUCCAUACUGUGUAUCGUCUGUCUAUUUGUACUAUGAUCCUGAUUAUUCAUUCCUGUCUUUGGGUGUCUACUCCGCACUACGAGAAAUUGGUUUUACUAGGCAACUUCAUCAGAAAACAUCUCAACUCAGCUAUUAUUAUAUGGGUUUCUACAUUCAUUCAUGUCCCAAGAUGAAAUAUAAGGGUCAGUAUAGACCUUCUGAUUUGUUGUGUCCUGAGACGUAUGUUUGGGUGCCCAUUGAGCAGUGCCUGUCGUUGCUUGAGAAUUCCAAGUACUGCCGUUUCAACCAGGACCCAGAAGCAGUGGACGAAGGUCGCAGCAAGGAGCCCGACCGGCUGCAGGUGUUCCACAAGAAGGCCAUCCUGCCCUACGGCGUGUACAGGAGGCAGCACAAGGCGGCGGCCGAGGAGGCGGCGGUGCUGCAGUACGCGCGGCUGGUGGGGCAGGCGUGCGCCGAGCGGAUGCUGCUGCUGCGGAACUGAGGCGGCCGCGCCCCCCGCGCCUCCCCCUGCGCCCCCCACCCCCGACGCGCCCCCGACGCACCCCCGCGCCCCGGGGACAGCCCGGCCUGCCCACAGAUGAGAUCUUUUUGAUUUGGACUCUUCUAUGGCUUUUCUAAACCAUUUUGUGGCGGUGUUUGCGUGAGAGUCCCCGGUCCCUGUAAAGAUUUGACCUGGCCUCGUCGUGGGGGGUCUCUCGUUCCGGAAGUUUGUUUCAUGAACAAGACACGGUAGCGACGUCUCAUGUUAGUAUUUUGGAAAGUAAAAUGAGUGGGUGGAUCUUAAGUCGUUUAAACAUCGUCUUGCUUUUUUGGUCCAAGAACUCACAGCCGACUGUGCUCAGAGCCGUUGGACACUGGCUGAUGCGGGGAGACCGAGGGCUGCGGGUGGUGGGGAGUCGGCCUGCGUCUUCGCAGACUUGCUCGAGAGCACUCGGUGUUUAGUAGCCCUGCCCAAGGUUGUGGAGUUGGUAGAACACUCAGAAGACACAAACCUUAAAGGCGGUCCUUGAACCCCAGAGGAUCAUUUGCCCACGACGGCCCCGGUGCUGUCAUGUCUGUUGUCUUGAUGCAAUUGUUUAUUCCUAGAAUAAUUAAUUUUACUCUCAAAUGUAUCCCAGUUUGACAGCGAAGUUAUAUGAUUACCCUAGUUGUACAUAUUAUUUGUUCUAUUUCUAAACGAAGAAAUGGAGGUUUUGGGGGGGUUGUUGGUUUUUUUGUUUGGGGGGGCUUUUUUUUUUUUUUUUGUCUGUUUUAGGAAAAUGUGAGCUCCUGCCUUGACCUGAGACUCAUCAGAAGUAACUAUAUGCUAAAUUUUUCACUCCUUAGAACUCAGGACACUUGUCUUCGGUUAUUGAUUAAAAAUGAGUUAAUAUCUGACUCCUUUUAUAGCUGUGCUACAAACCACGUUUAAUGAGGCAUAGGAAUCAUUUUGACCCCUGUUCCAGGGCAGAGGUGGAGCAAUCCAUUUUUUGCCCUUUGAUUUGGGAGUCAGCACAUGCUCGCUCUGUGUCCUCUCACUUUCUUUUGGCCCCUCACCCAGUCAGCAAAUGUCCCGUGUCCACCCCGGUCAGGGUGGCAGGCCCUGUGCUGGGAGGAAGGAGACUCGGCCGCAUCAGUUCACAGAACAGAUGUUGGAGACGAUGAAUGACGGAGGAGGGUUAGUUUCCUGUGCUCUCUUUCAGCUGACCCCCGGCCUUCUGCCAGCUGCUUGGCCACUGAGUUCAUUCCAUUCCCCAUUUUGCCUGUUUUCUAUCAAUAUUUUUAAAAAACCAUAUUAUAAAACAUAGUACUUUGAAAUCUACUACUGGUUUUAAUCUUUUCUUCUAAAUACACUGAAUUUAGAUAAGACAUAAGAAAAUAAAUUCGUUUAGAUAAAAGAAGGAGCAUUAAACAAUGAUUUUAAAAAUCACAUGUCUAGAAAUUCAGCAUCCAAAUAAACUGUGUAUUUAUUCAUUCAGAGGGUGUGUGUGUGUGUGUGUGUGUGUGUGAAACACUUGCCACUUGCAGGUACUUUGCCAACUGAGGUGAGAGCAGCGAGGAAAGCCGUUUUCUCUGAUCGCGUGGGUUUUGCAUUCUUCUGAGAUUUUGUUCUUCAAAGUCAUCUCCCAAGAGUAUUUGAUAGACUCUUGUUUGGAAAUGCCUUCAGAAUCUGUAGAUUUUUUUUCUUUUUCCUCCAAAAAGAAGAUAGCUUAAUGUUCUUAGAAUCACAAAAUGGUACUCACUGUAAGCAGUUCAAAUAUUAAUAAAACUAUAAAUAAGAAGGUAAAAUAUAAUCUGAAAUUCUACCAUACUAGAAAAAGAGAGAAUUGUUAUACAUCUACACACAUAAUGUACAUAAUUUGAAUAUACAUGGAAUUAUGCUCUAUAUACUGUGCUGUGGACAUAGCUGAAUUUUGAAAGAAAUUCCAAAGUUGGACUUCAGAAGUGUUGUGAGUGAUAUGAGAACCAGGAAAGUCAGCGGGGUGGGGCCGCAUCUUGGUACCCUUGGCGUUGGAAUGUUUUUGAUGCUACCAACUGCAUCACACCCUCUUUAUCUCCGUGACUGGCACGUGGAAUAGCAGCCCUAGAGAUCACAACUCUUGAGUAGCCCGUGAAGAGAAAACCAGACUCUUAACGUCUUACCACGACUCUGGUUUCCUCCUGCAGAAUUCAGUCCGGGUUCCUUCAGAGCAAAGUGAUCGAUCACAUCCCUGUCUGGGAAUCAGGGUCCUGCCCCUGCGGGCGGCAUUCAAGGCUGGCUACAGUGACCCUCCAGAGAGAGCUGGCCACGAAGCUGCUUUUGCUCAGUUGCUGUAUUCAUGUGCUGUUCCUUGGGGAAGGGACAGUGUAUUGAUCCUAAUGAGUUAAUUAUUUGUUCUUCGGGAUCCUGGCUGAGUACUGAUAGCGUGCUAGAAAAGGACAGCAAGGCAAGUGACCCGGCUUGGCUGGGUGACGUGCAGUGUAGCUGAGAAAUCUGGUUUUAUGUUCAUGGCUUUCAUCCAAAGAAAGACACUCGAGAACCUUUCAAAGAUAGUUUCUAUCUUUUCAAGGCUUUAAGCUAUGCAUUCACGCUCUUAGAGUUGGAGUUCCUUUCCGGAUGCACGCAAAUGCAUACCUGCUUCCUUGUUUCUGGAGCAGAAAUGUCAUCGAGGUUUUCCAGGCCACCAUCUUUAUUUAAAUUCUUCCAGUUCUGUGAGAUUUUUGUUAUUUUUAAAAAAUGUAAUCUGAGCACUUUUUUAAAAAGUAUUCUAUAAAAGAGACUAUUACCAAAUGAAUAUAUUAUUCAUUUGAUUAAAAUUAUUUAGAUAAGAAAUCAUUACUGUUUAGCUUUGCUUUCAGACAGUGUAUCCUAUUUUUUAUCCAUUUUGCAAAAUAUCACUUGUGUAUGGUUUCUUAACAUAGCAGAAUCUAUUAUGUAAAUGAACCUUUUCAGAUAUCUCAGCAGUCUAUGGUUUGAUUGUAUAGGCUUUGUACUAUUUAAGUGUGAAUAAAAAUGAGGAAGAAUAUAAUGACGAGUUAUCUAGAAGGUUUUGGUGGUUGCUAACUUAAAAGAAGGAAAUGAAAUGGAAACAUAAUGUUUGAAUUAGAAGUUAUUCAAAUGUGUGUUCUUUUCCAAAAGAAAACCAGUGACUAAAGCAAAACAAGUUUGAUUGCAUGUGAUUUUUCUUUUGCUCUUGUGUAUGCCUUUUGAACAGUCCAUUUGAUAAAUCUUGAAUGAAAAAAAUAAAGCUGUUUCUAUCUGCA
Molecule: messenger RNA, 4861 nt
Organism: Neogale vison (American mink)
Lineage: Eukaryota; Metazoa; Chordata; Mammalia; Carnivora; Mustelidae
Gene: ATE1
Product: arginyltransferase 1
Exons: 12
Coding region: 51-1619 (522 amino acids)
Biological process (GO): protein arginylation
Cellular component (GO): cytoplasm
Molecular function (GO): arginyl-tRNA--protein transferase activity
Source: RefSeq, a predicted model, not a curated record